AUGGCGAACCUUUGUUUCCAUUUCUCCUUCUCCAUGUUCUUAUUGCUUUGUCUCAUGAUUCACCCCACUUGUUGUCAUACCAAUUUCAGUACUGAUGAAUUGGCACUUCGUGCCUUUAGAUUUUCUGUGAGAGACCCUUAUAAUCACUUGGAUGAUUGGACCAACUCUUCUUCCAUCUGCAAUUGGUUAGGGGUUACAUGUGAUUAUAAUUAUGGGACAGUGAGGAUCCUGGAUCUUAGUGAAAUGAGUCUUAAGGGAACCUUACCCUCACAAAUUGGAAAUCUAUCUUUCCUUGUGAAGCUCGACCUUCACAGCAACAACUUUUAUGGUGAGUUGCCAAAAGAGUUAUUCCAACUACGCAAGUUGAAAAUUCUCAACUUGAGCUAUAAUGCAUUCAAUGGAGUAAUCCCAACUUGGAUCGGAAGCUUGUCUGCACUUCAACACUUGAUUCUCAACAACAAUAGUUUUGAUGGUGUUAUUCCUUCAAGUAUAUCCAAUUUGUCAAAGUUGGAGAGCUUGGAAUGCAGAUCCAAUUUUAUAAAAGGUUCCAUUCCAUUUGAAAUUGUAAGACUUGGGAGAUUGAAGAUUUUGCGCAUUUCAGUAAACAACCUUUCAGGAAUAAUACCUUCAGCUGUUUCUAAUUUAUCCUCACUUGAGCAUAUCAUUUUAUCUUACAACUUUUUAUCAGGGAAUAUUCUUGAAACAAUUGGUGCUCUCACAAACCUGAAAAUAAUAAGCCUAAGUGUUAACAAGUUGUCUGGCCAAAUACCAAGAAGUAUUGGAAACUUAACUUUGCUUCAAGAAUUAUAUCUCGAUCACAAUAACUUAGAAGGAGGUAUUCCUGAACAGAUUGGUAAUCUUAAAAGUCUGAAAAUUCUAUAUUUAGACACCAAUCAAUUUUCUGGCCACUUACCAUCAACUAUCUUUAAUCUAUCUGAACUGCAAGUGAUUGAUUUAAGUUGGAACAAUUUGUCGGGAGCCAUUCCCUCAAAUAUAUGUCAUGGCCUUCCAAAUUUACAAGCUUUGCUUCUUCAAGCCAACAAAUUAUUUGGAGCUAUGCCAUAUGGUUGGACACAAUGCAAGCAGCUCAAAACGUUAGAGUUAGAAGUCAACUUCUUUACAGGCCGUAUACCCAAAAGCAUCACAAACUUGACUAUGCUUCAACAGUUAACUAUGCAUUCCAAUAACUUGAAAGGCAUUAUCCUUUUAAGGCAUAAACGACAACAAAAUUCAAGGGGUCUAGUCAAAAUUGAUUUAUCAAUUUUAGGACUGCCCAAAAGGAUUUCUUAUUUUGAAAUCCAAGAAGCAACCAAUGGAUUUGAUGAGAGUAACAUACUUGGAAGGGGUAGUUAUGGUUCUGUGUUCAAAGGAAAACUUUCCAGUGAAAUGAUCAUUGCAGUUAAGAUCUUCAAAUUUGAUUCACAUGUAAUGUUAAGGAGCUUUGAAAAAGAAUGUGACAUAUUGCGUAAUGCUCGCCAUCGCAAUUUGGUGAAGCCGAGCAACAUUUUAUUGGAUAAUGAAAUGGUUGCUCAUGUUAGUGACUUUGGAAUUUCCAAACUUUUAGACAAAGAGGAAUCUAAGACAAACACAGAGACAGUACCUACUAUUGGCUAUGUGGCACCUGAGUAUGGAUAUUUUGGAGUUGUUUCAACAAAAGUAGAUGUGUAUAGUUAUGGAAUUAUGCUAUUAGAGGUGUUUACAAGAAAAAGGCCCACAGAAGAUAUGUUUGUUGAAGGAUUGAACUUGAAGAGCUGGGAUGGGGAUGGGGUGCGUAAAGAAGAAGAAGAUGAUGAUGCUGAAGGAUGCGGAGCGACGCGCAGGGGGAACGCCGCGGAGAGGAUCUGCUUCCAAAGCAAAGAGGGUUGCCGCUUAAGAGAAUAUGGAUAA
Prosopis cineraria is the source of this 1887-nucleotide messenger RNA. RefSeq names its product LRR receptor-like serine/threonine-protein kinase EFR. Bases 1 to 1887 code for a protein of 628 amino acids. Lineage: Eukaryota; Viridiplantae; Streptophyta; Magnoliopsida; Fabales; Fabaceae. Gene Ontology annotation, molecular function: protein binding; ATP binding; protein kinase activity. Gene Ontology annotation, biological process: protein phosphorylation. The transcript has 8 exons. The record is from RefSeq and is a predicted model, not a curated record.